AUGUUUAGGAAUUCCCAACCAAAUUAUCAUAAUCCUCAUAAAUGUACCGCGGCGGAUUACGAGUGGAUAAUUCUGCAACAUUUUGAUUCGAAGAUGUACUCGGACAAUGUUACUAAUCAUUCAUCAAGGAAACAUAUAUUGUGA
Funneliformis caledonium is the source of this 144-nucleotide messenger RNA. Lineage: Eukaryota; Fungi; Glomeromycota; Glomeromycetes; Glomerales; Glomeraceae. The record is from the annotation of a GenBank genome assembly.